Messenger RNA from Fusarium subglutinans, 1506 nucleotides. Its product is annotated as hydroxymethylpyrimidine phosphomethylpyrimidine kinase 2. Gene Ontology annotation, biological process: thiamine biosynthetic process. The coding region runs from base 1 to 1506 and encodes 501 amino acids. The record is from RefSeq and is a predicted model, not a curated record. NCBI's taxonomy places the organism in Eukaryota, Fungi, Ascomycota, Sordariomycetes, Hypocreales, Nectriaceae. Gene Ontology annotation, molecular function: phosphomethylpyrimidine kinase activity; hydroxymethylpyrimidine kinase activity. Gene Ontology annotation, cellular component: cytosol. The transcript has 11 exons.
AUGGUACAAGGGCGAGUGCUUGUCAUCGCGGGGUCAGACAGUUCGGGCGGAGCUGGACUUGAAGCGGAUCAGAAGGUCAUUGCUGCUCAUGGCUGCUACGCUAUGACAGCCACUACGGCUCUUACUGCGCAAAACACUCAAGGCGUCAAGGGCAUUCAUGUCAUUCCCACCGAUUUUGUGUCUCAGCAGAUCGAUGCCUGUGUUGAAGAUGUCGGUGUCGAUGUUGUCAAGACCGGCAUGCUUGCUUCUACAGAGACAAUAGAGAUGGUUGCAAAGAGCAUGGUUAAGCAUAGCAUCCUGUCACUUGUCGUAGAUCCAGUCAUGGUUUCGACUUCUGGUGCAACACUUCUCCCCAAUGAAGCCAUCCAACAUCUCUGCAAGCACCUUCUACCGCACACUAGCGUCCUUACGCCAAAUAUUCCUGAAGCCAUUCUUAUUCUUUCUCAAAAUGGCCAAGAAGCCCCCGAGGUUCGCAGUGUGCAAGACCUUGAGACUGUAGCCCAGCGAAUCCAAGUCCUGGGGCCUACGUGGGUGCUCGUCAAGGGCGGACACCGACCGAUGAAGGAGGACUUGACUGUGGCUGAUACAGAAGAAGAGAGAAAAAUUGUUGUGGACGUUCUUGUUGGUGGUGAUGGUGAGGUUGUCAGAGUCAAGAGCCCAUAUCAGGCGAGCUCGAGUACUCAUGGCACGGGAUGCUCUUUGGCGUCGGCCAUCGCAUCAAACUUGGCCAAGGGACUUAAUACACCUACGGCUGUCCGGUCAGCGUGCCGAUACAUUGAAGCUGCCAUUAGAACAGCCCCUGGUCUUGGUAAGGGGCAUGGUCCCCUAAACCACUUCCACUCGACCUACACUCUUCCAUUUGCUCCCGGCUACUUCAUCGAGUGGCUUCUCGAGCGCCCUGAUGUCCGCGACGUCUGGAAGGAGUUUGUUUACCAUCCCUUCGUCAUGGCUAUGGGUGACGGAACUCUACCUCUCGAAUCUUUCAAGGGCUACAUCAUUCAGGACUACCUAUACUUGAUUCACUUUUCCCGUGCCAACGCCCUGGCUGCCUACAAGGCGCAAAACAUUGAGGAUAUUUCUCGAGCAACCGAAAUUGUUCAGCAUAUCAUGCAUGAACUGAAGCUCCAUACCUCAUACUGCGAGAGCUUCGGCGUUUCCAUCGAGCAGAUUCGUGCCACGCCAGAGAAACAGGGCAAGUUCAAGCAGAAUGGCGAUUGGCUUGGUCUUCAAAUGGCUCUUGCUCCGUGCCUUCUUGGUUAUGGUGCCGCAGCUAAGAUGCUACUUGGCCAUGAGAAGACUGUCCGCGAGGGAAACACAUACUGGGCGUGGAUCAAGAACUACAACGAAGAGGACUACACCGAUGCUGUCAAGUUGGGCUCAGCCUUGCUCGAAAAGCAUAUUCAACUGCAGUCACCUUCGCGAAUUGAGGAGCUUGUUCAGAUCUUCAUCCACGCUCUUAAGAUGGAAAUUGGCUUUUGGGAGAUGUUCCCUGCCCAGCGGACCUAA